Messenger RNA from Chaetura pelagica (chimney swift), 921 nucleotides. RefSeq lists its product as uncharacterized. The record is from RefSeq and is a predicted model, not a curated record. NCBI's taxonomy places the organism in Eukaryota, Metazoa, Chordata, Aves, Apodiformes, Apodidae. Bases 1 to 921 code for a protein of 306 amino acids. Gene Ontology annotation, molecular function: protein binding. The transcript has 7 exons.
AUGACCCAUCAGCUGCUGGCUCUGAGCUUACUCCUCGUUCUUCUAUCACUGUUGGAAGCCCAUGGCCAGAAAGAACCUGAUCCCAAGGUCCCAGGAGUGGCCCUGGAACCAGAAAUGUGCCAAAGACCUCGAUGGGACUCAAGACUCCAAUUGGCACCAGACCAGCAGAAUUACAAGAAGAAUGAAGAAGUGAUGCUGAGUUGCAUCGAUGGUUUCCAGCCAUCCUUCACCAGCGUCAAGUGUGGGAGUGAAGUCCGGUCCAUCACUCAUGGGAAACCUGUAUACAGGGAAGUCUGGCUUGGAAGGGACAGCAAAGGUGUCUGGAUUCGCAUUCGGUCCAGAGUGGAGUGCCUGGAUAUCCUCCAGGUUGUUCCUGGGACCUUGGAGAUUUCCAGCACCAGCAUCAAACUGAACUGGACCUGCAGGCUCCCUGACACCUGCCAGGAAAUGCUGGCCAUGUGCCGGCUGGCAGAGCACUCCUCAGCUCCCUGUGAGGCUGAGGAGGUGAAGGGAGAGGAGAGGCUACACGGCCAGGAGGGAACAUUCACUUGUCAGUCUCUUCAGCCUUUCACUCUCUACAGUGUCACCAUCUCCCUACCCCCUAGCACCAUCCUGUACUCCUGGUUGGCCAGAACAGAAGAAACAGUGCCAGAUGCACCCGAGGACUUGCAGCUGGAUCCCAGCACGGGGUUCCUCAGGUGGAAGGCGCUGCCCCCAUGCAAAGGGGAGAUCCUUGGAUACCAGGCGGAGCAGUUCACCUGUGUGUGCUACAGCUUCUCCCUGGUUGCAGGGCCACCUCCUUACCCGUGGGAGGCCAUUGUGGUGGUUGUGUUGUUGCUGUUUCUCCUCCUGGCUGCAGGGAUCCUGUGCUUCAUACUUAACAGGAAAAGGAAGUCUGCCCAGCAAAGUUUAAGGGGAUAA